Messenger RNA from Purpureocillium takamizusanense, 243 nucleotides. RefSeq lists its product as uncharacterized. The transcript is spliced from 2 exons. The record is from RefSeq and is a predicted model, not a curated record. Lineage: Eukaryota; Fungi; Ascomycota; Sordariomycetes; Hypocreales; Ophiocordycipitaceae. The coding region runs from base 1 to 243 and encodes 80 amino acids.
AUGCCCCUCGUCCCCGGCAUCACCAGCAACUCCUCCAACAAGACGGAGGAGUGGCAGAACAAGCUCGUCGGCAAGAAGUUUUCCGAGAGCGAGUCCAACGAGACGAUGUUUUGCAAAAAGGACCUCCCCGAGCAGCACCGCGUCAUCAAGCCCGGCCAGAUGGUGACCAAGGACUUUCACGAGGACCGUCUCAACGUGCACCUGGACGAGAGCGGCGCCGUCUCGCACGUCACGCACGGUUGA